Micropterus salmoides (largemouth bass) is the source of this 885-nucleotide messenger RNA. RefSeq names its product interleukin-12 subunit alpha-like. NCBI's taxonomy places the organism in Eukaryota, Metazoa, Chordata, Actinopteri, Centrarchiformes, Centrarchidae. Gene Ontology annotation, molecular function: growth factor activity; interleukin-12 receptor binding. The transcript is spliced from 7 exons. The record is from RefSeq and is a predicted model, not a curated record. Gene Ontology annotation, cellular component: extracellular region. Gene Ontology annotation, biological process: immune response. Bases 1 to 600 code for a protein of 199 amino acids.
AUGCCCUUCAUCAAGCUCUACUUCACUCCUGCACUGCUGCUCCUGGUGCUUUCCUGUCCUCUGUGGCAGGUCAGCCAGUCUUUGCCUGUGAUGACUAAGGGGCCGAUGAUGGACUCCUGUGUUUUAUAUGCACGGACACUUCUAGAGAACAUCACUGAUGCACUCACACAGAAUAACCUGUUCAGUGGAAUUGACUGCAAGAAACAGAGUGUGGAGCUGAACAUGGAGACUAGCACACCAUCUGUGUGUGCACCAAAGGAGUCAACAUGUUCAGGAAUCGUUAAGUCAGAAUUUGAUCAGGAGAUGUGUCUGACAAACAUCAGGAAGGAUCUGCAUCACUACUACAAAUUUCUAGCUGCUCAGCCGGAUCCUGACAGUUUACUUGGUCCAACUGUUCUGUUCAGCCUCAGAGAACUCAUGGAGAACUGCUUUACAUGGUCUCUGCCAACAAACAUGGCCUCAAAAGAGGUUGCUGUAGACCGUCCAAGCACCUACGAUGAAAGACUGAGCCUCUGCAAAGUGUUGAAGGGCUUCCAGGUCCGCACCAUCACAAUCAACAGAGUCCUUGCAUACAUGAACUCUGGAGAACACACUAAAUAAAUCAGUGAGCUCUAACAGAUCAGUAGUUUCAGAAACGUAUACAGAACCUCUUUACAUUCAAAUGACAAACUACAGUAACAGUUGUUAAAAUGUUACAUUCAAAUAAUCUAGCGGUGACAGAAAACACUUCAGUCUAUUUUAUUACUUCAUAACAGUUUUAAAGGUACAUAUUUAUUAUUUUUAGUCAUUAACUUAUAUUUGACAACAAGAUGAUGUGUAAAAGCUUUCUUUUAUAUAAGUGUAUUUGCAGACUGUGCUAUUUAUUUAUUAAUAUUUGUUUUAUUC